AUGCCUGCGGUACAACGCAACGGCCGGACAGUCGCACUUCAAGAAGAGCAAGAACACAGGCAUCCAACUACACCGAGAUCAAUGCCUUCCACCCGGCAAGGGCCAUCCGCUUACCUCCUCCUCAUCUAUCCCGUUGUCCUCGCCCUAGGCUCCCUCUUCGCGUUCCUCUCCCCAGUCGCCAGCCCACCGGCCGAAUCACUCGCUCCGGGCAUCGCCUCCGACCUGCACACCCAACACUUCCAUUCAACAAACUACUUUGCCGGCAAACGCAACAUCCUCAAUGUAUAUUUUGUGAAAUUUGGCUGGUUCUGGACCACUCUAGCCUUCUUGGUGCUUCAGAUCACCACUCGACCACCUCCAGCCAGCGCGCACAAACACUACAUACAAUCCAUUUUGCGCUAUGGCCUGGUGACCGUCUCGUGGAUUCUGACCACACAGUGGUGCUUUGGCCCGGCGCUUGUCGAUCGCAGCUUCACCAUCACCGGGGGUCGCUGUGAGCCUCAACUGAUCAACAACACCGGAUUGGAAGAAGCUGUGGACAUGACCGUGAUUGCUUCGGGCCCUGCAUGUAAAGCCGCAGGGGGGGACUGGCGUGGCGGGCACGAUAUCUCAGGUCAUGUAUUCAUGCUCGCGCUCUCUUCGGCCUUCCUCAUAUACGAAAUCUACAUCGCCGACCGCCAUUCUGUGCAUCCGUCCGUCUCCCCUCGAGCCGCAGCGGCGGUGGCCCACGAGAUGACCGAGGAAGAACGCAAGGCAGUAGGAGGAUGGGAGUCGGAGUCCGUGGCGAUGGUGCGCAUAUGGUCGAGAUAUUUUCUGUAUGCGGUAGUUGUGCUUGACUUUUGGAUGCUCAUGAUGACGGCCAUUUGGUUUCAUACCUGGACGGAGAAGCUGAGCGGGCUUUUCAUCGCCGCUGGCACGGUAUGGGGUACGUACUUUGCGGGUGAUUUUGUCCCACAGUGGAGGGAGAUCGUGGGUGGCUUAUGA
Molecule: messenger RNA, 984 nt
Organism: Cladophialophora bantiana CBS 173.52
Lineage: Eukaryota; Fungi; Ascomycota; Eurotiomycetes; Chaetothyriales; Herpotrichiellaceae
Exons: 1
Coding region: 1-984 (327 amino acids)
Biological process (GO): lipid droplet organization; phospholipid biosynthetic process; lipid storage
Cellular component (GO): endoplasmic reticulum membrane
Source: RefSeq, a predicted model, not a curated record